Messenger RNA from Ctenocephalides felis (cat flea), 1487 nucleotides. Its product is annotated as polycomb group RING finger protein 3-like. Lineage: Eukaryota; Metazoa; Arthropoda; Insecta; Siphonaptera; Pulicidae. Gene Ontology annotation, biological process: regulation of transcription by RNA polymerase II. The coding region runs from base 197 to 877 and encodes 226 amino acids. Gene Ontology annotation, cellular component: PRC1 complex. The record is from RefSeq and is a predicted model, not a curated record. The transcript has 4 exons.
UGUUUUCUGCUGUGAUCGCUGUCACUUUAUUUUUAUUCAAUAGUUUCGGUAACAUAUUAUUUUUAAGUUUAUUAUCAUUAUGACUCGGAACGUGUGUCAAAUAUGUGUGGAAAAUUAUACUUUACGAGUUAUGAAGUGACUUGAAUAUUACAUAUAUCAAGAGUAACUUUGUUUUGAAAUGUGUUGUUCUUAAAACAUGAUGAUGGAGCGCAAAAUUAAAUUGAAGACUCUAAAUAAUCACAUUACAUGUAAAAUUUGCCGGGGAUAUUUUAUAGAUGCAACAACUGUAACGGAGUGUCUUCAUACAUUUUGUAAAAGUUGUUUAGUAAAGCAUCUAGAGGAAAAUAACUCGUGUCCAACAUGUACUAUUGUGAUACAUCAAUCGCACCCCCUGCAAUACAUAAGUUUUGAUAGAACUAUGCAAGAUAUAGUUUUCAAAUUGGUCCCUGAUCUCCAGGAAAAUGAGAAUAAACGUGAGCGUGAUUUUUAUCGGCUGAGGGGUCUACCUUUUCCUAAAGACUUACCUCCUGUACCAGGGGAACCCGAUGAACAACUGUCAACUACAGAUGUUCAUAUAGAAACCGAUUAUCAUAGGCAAGACGAACAAGUUAAUGUUUGUUUAGAAUGUAUGAGCACUAAUUUUAAAACCUUAAAACGUAGAUUUAUUAGAUGCUCAGCUCAAGCAACAAUCACCCACCUGAAAAAGUUUGUUGCUAAAAAAAUUUUAAAUGGCAUGGACAAAUAUAGAGAUGUUGAUAUUUUGUGCAAUAAUGAAUUGUUAGGAAAAGAUCAUACAUUAAAAUUUGUUUAUGUUACACGAUGGAGGUUUCGGGAUCCACCACUUCGACUGCAAUAUCGACCAAGGAUUGAUAUCUAGGUUAAUUUUAUACAUAACAAAUGCUAUAUAUAGUUACGUUAGAAUAAUUUUAAAUUAUAACCUCGAAAAACUUAUGGAUCGUAUGAGCUAAUUGACUACAGCAGUGAUUCCAAACGUGAGGUGCAUAUUGGGAAUCACUUUAGGGCUUUUUUUCUGGCUUGGUCUGAAUUUUUGAAAAGUAUAGCUUGAACAUGAAUUUUUCCUAUUAUUUAAUAAUAAAAUUACAAUUACCCAACAAAUAACUGAAAAUGAUAUAGGGUAGUGUGGCGGGGCUUAAAGGUCCGCAGGCAAAAAGGACCACCAUCAUUAUCUCAAAAACAAGUAAAGUAUGGAAUUUUUUGACAAUAUUAUUUUAAACUAGAGGGCAAAGGAUUUGUAACCAACCAAUAACCAAUCCCCUUAAAUCGGCUGACGUCGCUAUUAUGAGAUAAAAGAACACACUGUCAAUUAUUUCAACGAAAGUCAAAGUAGUUUAGUAGGUAUGGUAAAUACCUGAAUAUAAUUAAGUAGACACUAUUCAAUUGUUUUAUAACAUGUGUUUUUUUUUAAGUUAUAUUCCUCUUUUUCAUUUAUAUAACCUCUAAAAUACCUUUCAUGUGGUUAGGGUAAA